This is a messenger RNA of Papaver somniferum (opium poppy), 832 nucleotides long. RefSeq names its product 40S ribosomal protein S24-1-like. The coding region runs from base 144 to 551 and encodes 135 amino acids. The record is from RefSeq and is a predicted model, not a curated record. NCBI's taxonomy places the organism in Eukaryota, Viridiplantae, Streptophyta, Magnoliopsida, Ranunculales, Papaveraceae. Gene Ontology annotation, molecular function: structural constituent of ribosome. The transcript is spliced from 6 exons. Gene Ontology annotation, biological process: translation. Gene Ontology annotation, cellular component: ribosome.
UGUAAAUCCCAGUUUAUAACCCUAACUCUUAACAUUUCUCAAUUUAAGUCUUCACAAUCCUAAACCCUAGAGCUCCUUUCCUCCGCGCACACAGAAAACCCUAAAGAGAACACGGUGGUGAUUUGAGGAGCAAUACUAAGAUCAUGGCGGACACUAAAGCUGUGACAAUCCGAACAAGGAAGUUCAUGACUAACAGGCUUCUAUCUAGGAAGCAAUUCGUCAUUGAUGUGUUGCACCCUGGAAGAGCAAAUGUUUCUAAGGCGGAAUUGAAGGAGAAGUUGGCAAAGAUGUAUGAAGUGAAGGAUACUAGUUCUAUUUUUGUUUUCAAGUUCAGAACCCACUUUGGAGGUGGAAAGUCCACUGGGUUUGGGCUUAUUUAUGACUCUGUUGAUAAUGCAAAGAAGUUUGAGCCUAAAUACAGGCUUGUCAGGAAUGGACUAGAUACCAAGAUUGAGAAGUCAAGGAAGCAGAUUAAGGAAAGAAAGAACAGAGCCAAGAAGAUUCGUGGAGUUAAGAAGACCAAGGCUGGUGAAGCUGCCAAGAAGAAAUAAGUCUUUAGGAAUCUCAAGUCGGACUAAAAGAAAAAAUGCUACAGCGAAAUUCUUCAUAGUUGCUUCCAUUUUCUUUAUCCCCUAAGUGGUUAUUGGAAUCUAUUAUAUUUCAGGAUUUUGGAAUUCCUAACUUUAUUUUGUGUAGUAGUAGAUCAGUAUUUGACAGAAUCAAUUUUGAGCAUUUUAUUGAACUCCUAUUUUGCCUCAAAAUUCGAUUGAUUUAGCAUAACAUUUGUCUUUGAUGAAGUCGAUCGAAGGGAUAGUUUUUGAUUUAGCAACUA